AUGGAAGCAUAUUCUAGCCUUGGAAAAGACCGUGUCUCUGUACUUCUAUCAAAUAUUGUUCAAACUAAAAUGUCAUUAGCAGUAGGUUUUGCAUCGCGAGCUUCCAUUUAUGAUGCAGUGCUAACUGCAUAUGAAUUAUCUACUGCUCAGUGUAUUGUUUUGGCAUUACUACAUGGAUUAGUCAAUAAUGAUGUCUCUAUCUGCUCACUUUUAGGAACCUUAUCUUCUAAUGUUCAGCAUCUUCGAUCUUCUUAUUUGAAAGUUUGGCUGAAAGAAGACUUCAAAUUUGAUCAGGAGGAAAUUUAUCGUGCUUUUUCAACAGCUGCUCACUUUAUUAAUGCUGGUCUCAUCAAUGUUCCCUGCCAUGUACUGCAGAUACUCGCCUCAAUUGUCGAUCUGUACAACGUUGUCAAUACAUGUAAAGAGCAAGGUGAUAAGGAUACAUUGAACUUGUUGGAAUCUCUUGGAUUGGACAUAGGAAACAAGAGCUCAUCUGAGGAUGAUAGCCCAGCAGCUACAGCAAUAGCUGAAGUUGUGAGGGAAGAAAAUGUGGACAGUAGUCAGCCUGCAGAAGUAGAAAUCGCAGAGGAAGACAAUGCCUCAUCUUCACAGGCUGAACCUUCUAGAGCUGCUGCUGCUGCAUCUGUACUUCCACAAACCAUUGAGGAAUAUAUUCCACCAUUUCAAGACUAUCAGUCUGAUGACGAAGAAUAUGAUGAUAACUUUGACAGUUCUGAAUAUGAUGCGCUUUUCAGUGAUGAGGAUAGUUUAUAUUCUGAUUCAAAUGUUGAUACACCAGAUGAAGAAGGUUCGGACGAGAUGAACUCAUUAUCUAUCAUAAUUGAAUUAACCCAAGACUUUGUGGAUUCGGGAAUUCUGGAAAGUACUGCUGCUCAGCUAGAAGAAGAGCAUGGAAAGACUUUACUCCAUAGGGCUGCUGAAGAGGGCAGUGUUAGAGCUAUAAAGGCGCUGCUUCGAGUAGGUGUUGAUGUUGACAGUUUUGACCAGUGGCGUCGCACACCAGCCCAUGUAGCUGCUACCAGUGGCAAACUUCAAGCUCUGCGGGCUCUAUAUCACCAUGGUGGUGCUGAUCUUGAGCUUGUGGACAACAGGGGAGAUUCUUUGCUUCACAGUGCUGCAGACCGUGGUCAUACUGAAGUUGUCAGGUGGCUUCUGCGGCAUGGAGUAGAUGUGGAAGUGUCAGGACGUGGUGGCUGGAGACCUCUGCAUCGUGCUUCACAACAAGGGCAUUUAGAAACAGUGAGGAUGCUAUUAGACAAUGGUGCUUGUCCUAACAUGAUGGCUGAUGUUGGGGGUACUGCAUUACAUCGUGCCGCCUGGUGGGACAAAUUGGAGGUUGCUCACUUGUUGAUUGCCAGGGGUGCAAAUAUCGAUGUUGCUGACAAUAGGUCUGAUACUCCUCUUCAUAUGGCAGCAAAACUUGGCCAUCUUGAAAUGGUACGACUGUUGCUGGAUUGUGGUGCGAAUCCAGCCAUAGCAGACAGAAGUAAUAUGACCCCUCACGAUUGGGCUCAAAGGAACCGACGAGCAGAAGUAGCUGAAUAUAUGGUUUCGAGAGAUGCGGAUUACUAA
Molecule: messenger RNA, 1593 nt
Organism: Nezara viridula (southern green stink bug)
Lineage: Eukaryota; Metazoa; Arthropoda; Insecta; Hemiptera; Pentatomidae
Source: the annotation of a GenBank genome assembly